This is a messenger RNA of Antechinus flavipes (yellow-footed antechinus), 1781 nucleotides long. RefSeq names its product torsin family 2 member A (gene TOR2A). The transcript is spliced from 5 exons. Gene Ontology annotation, molecular function: ATP hydrolysis activity; ATP binding. The record is from RefSeq and is a predicted model, not a curated record. Lineage: Eukaryota; Metazoa; Chordata; Mammalia; Dasyuromorphia; Dasyuridae. The coding region runs from base 54 to 1028 and encodes 324 amino acids. Gene Ontology annotation, cellular component: nuclear envelope; endoplasmic reticulum lumen; endoplasmic reticulum.
GGGAGGUUUGGCUCGUUGGUGGCUGUCCGGGCUCGAGCUGCUGCCGGUCCGGCAUGGCUGCAGGAGCCGACCCGGCUUGGGGCCGGAUGUUCUGGUGCCUCGGAGUGCUGAGGCUGGUAUCUGCCGCGGCCGCCACUUGGGACCUAAGCUCGCUGAGCUGCGGUUUCCGCGCCUUCUGCGAGUGCGACUUCCGACCCGACCUCCGGGGCCUAGAGUGUGAUUUAGCCCAGCACUUGGCUGGGCAGCAUCUGGUAAGACAACUGGUAAUGAAGGGGCUGAAGGCUUUUGUGGAGAAUCCUGCACCAGCCAAACCCUUAGUGAUGUCCUUCCACGGCUGGACUGGCACAGGCAAAUCCUAUGUCAGCUCCAUGCUGGUCCAGUACCUGUUCCGAAACGGGAUGGCCAGUCCCCACGUGCAUCACUUUUCUCCUGUCAUCCACUUUCCCCACGCAGACCAGAUAGAGCGAUACCAGAGUGACCUGAAGCAGUGGAUCUUGGGGAACCUCACAGCUUGUGGUCGUUCCCUCUUCCUCUUUGAUGAGGUGGAUAAGAUGCAUCCAGGACUGUUAGGGGUACUCCGUCCUUUCCUGGGACCUUCCUGGGUGGUCUAUGGUACCAACUACCGAAAAGCCAUCUUCAUCUUCCUCAGCAAUGCUGGUGGAGAACAAAUCAAUCAGGUGGCACUGGAUGCCUGGCGUGCCCGCAGAGACCGAGAGGAGCUCCAGCUUCGGGAUCUAGAACCCGCCAUCUCUAAGGCCAUCACAGACAACCCCCAUCAUGGUUUUUGGCAGUCAGGAAUUGUAGAAGACCAGCUCUUGGACUUGCUGGUUCCCUUCCUGCCCCUCCAGCGCCACCACGUCCGGCACUGUGUGACCAAUGAACUAGCCCAGCUGGGCCUGGCCCAGCAGCAGGAAGAGGAGGUGGCUCAGGCUGUGGUGGACGGGACUGCUUUCUUCCCUGAAGAGGAACAGCUUUUUUCUUCCAAUGGCUGCAAGACUGUUGCUUCUCGAAUCACCCUCUUCCUAUGAGUGAGCAGGGGCAACUCCUUUCCCACUGACUCACCCCCGCUCUUCAGAUCAUCAGGGGAGUCUGCCUGGGAGCUUUGGUCUAGACUUGCUGCUGGCAGAAUGACCUUUGCCCCAGGGCUUCUGGAAAGUGUAAACAGGGCUGGCCUGGUAGCCCAAGGAGCAGAGGAUUAAGGGCAGGCUGGCAGUUCUGAGUUCUGCCGCAUGGAGUAUCUUCCCCACUGUUAGUGGCAGAGGUGGGUGAAGAUUUGGAUUCUGGUCUUCAUUGCCUUUCUGCCCUCCCCAACCGGGCCCAAAGCUCCUAGCCAAAACACAACUUCAUCUGAGCCAAGUCCAAUUCCCUUUUCCCCAACCUAAUUCUGAGCCUUAUUUAAAUUGAUGCUGUGACAGUGACUCAGGGAUCACAUCUGUCAGUCAUCUUCCCUACCCUGAUUAGAGGCUUUGCAGUAUCCAUAUAUCCCCUUUGAGGCUCACCUUUUCCUCUCCAAUCUCCUGAAGAGAUCAACUUCCCCCACCUACACUCAAACCCCUUUCCACCUUCCCCCCUUCCAGUCUUCCUAGCUUCUCAUCCCAGCAGGCACAAAGAGAUAUUCUUGGGCUGCCUCAGUCCAGCAAACUUUGCUCUUUAACAGGACCUGCUUUAAAUGAUUUUAAUUACAAAAUUACAAAAUGAAAAUUUAAAAAAUUACAAAAUUACAAAAAAAUGAAGAAAAGAGGGGAAGAUACAAAAUAAAUUUAUUUAAGGGACCAAGGAAA